This is a messenger RNA of Telopea speciosissima, 1315 nucleotides long. Its product is annotated as protein STRICTOSIDINE SYNTHASE-LIKE 10-like. The transcript has 3 exons. The record is from RefSeq and is a predicted model, not a curated record. Lineage: Eukaryota; Viridiplantae; Streptophyta; Magnoliopsida; Proteales; Proteaceae. Gene Ontology annotation, biological process: biosynthetic process. Bases 74 to 1189 code for a protein of 371 amino acids. Gene Ontology annotation, molecular function: strictosidine synthase activity.
AAACAAAGAAUCUAGCCUCAUCUCUUUUCUUUCUGUCUCUCUAUUCUUUCUUUGCCUCUUCCUUUCUGAGACUAUGAAAUCUAUCUUCAUCUUAUUUCCAGCAAUUCUUGCAGUUCUUUCCAUCUACUUGUCUACCAAACCAUUUCCUUCAUUUAAGCCUCCGCUUAUUCCCGGAGCCCAUGACAACCUUCAAGAUGCAGAGGUUAUUCGUCUCGCCGAAGGAGCUGUUGGCCCAGAGAGUAUAGCCUUUGAUCCUAAUGGAGAAGGUCCAUACACAGGUGUUGCCGAUGGUCAAAUCCUUAAAUGGCAAGGAAAUCAAGGCUGGAAAGUAUUUGCACUCACUUCUCCCCAAAGGAAUGAGUGCGAACGCCCAAUUUCAGCAAAGAUGGAACAUGUAUGUGGGAGACCAUUAGGAUUAAGAUUUCAUCCCAAGACUGGAGAUCUCUACAUUGCUAAUGCCUACCUUGGGCUCCAAAAGGCAGACCCAAAUGGAGGUUUGGUGACUCAAUUGAUCACCGAGGCUGAAGGCGUACCCUUACGUUUCACCAAUAGUUUGGACAUCGACGGCGAUGAAGAUGUAAUCUAUUUCACUGAUUCUAGCACAAAUUUUCAAAGAAGAGAGUUUAUGUCAACAGUUCUAGGCCUGGACAAGACUGGUAGAUUGAUGAAGUAUGAUAUAUCAAGUAAACAAGUGACAGUGUUGCUGAGAGGCCUAGUUUUUCCAAAUGGGGUGGCUUUGAACAAAGACUGCACCUUCUUGCUAAUCUCAGAAACUACUACUUGUAGGAUCCUAAAGCUUUGGCUUAAAGGUCCUAAAGCUGGAAGUCUUGAUGUCUUUGCUGAGUUACCUGGAUUUCCUGAUAAUAUUAGAAGGAAUUCAAAAGGGGAGUUUUGGGUUGCUUUGUACAGUAAGAACGGCAAAUUUGAGAACUGGGCUCUUACAAAUCCUUGGUUUGGGAAGGUUUUCUUGAAGCUUCCUGAUAGAGUUAAGAGAUUACAGUCAAUAAUUGGUGAGAUGAAGGCUCAUGCAAUUGCUGUAAAGCUGAAUGAGGAGGGAGAAGUUGUAGAAAUUUUUGCAGAUAGUCAAGGAAAGACUUUGAAGUUUAUUAGUGAAGUGGAAGAACAUAAUGGAAAUUUGUGGUUUGGGUCAGUGUUGAUGCCCUUCAUGGGCCGUUAUAACUUGCAAUAAGUGUAAAGCAGCCUUGACUUGGGGUCUUAGUUUUUUGUUUGAGAAUGAGAUAUGUCCAAUUUAGUAGAGGAGAAUAAGAAGAAGAAAUAAAAGGUUUCUAGGCCCAAGUUUAAAAAAGUCACCAGC